Molecule: messenger RNA, 3787 nt
Organism: Eleginops maclovinus (Patagonian blennie)
Lineage: Eukaryota; Metazoa; Chordata; Actinopteri; Perciformes; Eleginopidae
Gene: zc3h7ba
Product: zinc finger CCCH-type containing 7Ba
Exons: 23
Coding region: 221-3283 (1020 amino acids)
Biological process (GO): miRNA processing
Molecular function (GO): miRNA binding; protein binding; metal ion binding
Source: RefSeq, a predicted model, not a curated record
UGUAUGUAGUUGGUGUGAUAACGUUGGUGUUGUUGGAAAUCGAAACUUAACUGGAAACUGAAGGCAGACACCGAGCCUCGGCUGGCUGUUUCGCAGCGUUAACUCGAGUUAUAUAUCACCAAGAAGUUUCUCCGUCUUCCUCCCUUCUCGGACAUUACAUGGCACGCUUUUAAACUUUAUUUCAGUUCCAUGAACUUCCUCGCUUCAUCAGGGAACAAGCAUGGACCCUGCCAGACAGAAACGCCAGGAGGAUAUCACAAAAGCUCUGACUUUCAUUCAGUCUUCCCUAGCUUAUCCAGAGCCGGAUGGAUACCAGGACUUCCUCACCAAGUUGGUGUGCAAUCUGCUGGAUGAGGGCAACGCCUUCUUCAGAGAGGAGGCCUGGGAGCAGGCGGUCAGACAGUUCAGUGAAGCCUUGAACGUCUCGAGCUACGCCGAAGCCGAGGAGAUCCGGAUCCCCGAGGUUUUGCAGGAGAGUCUUUAUGUGAACCGGGCUGCUGCCUACUACAGCAAGGGGAAAUAUGAGCAAGGUGUGAAGGACUGCGACCGAGCUCUGACGGUGUGUAAGGAAAGCCGAAGGGCUCUGUACAGGAAGGCCCUUUGUUUUAAGGAGCUCCGGAUGUACAAGGAGGCGUACAACUGCACCACGGACUGCCUGCUUAUCAACAGACUGGACCAGCAGGUGAACGAGCUCGCUCAGGAGCUGGCCGUCCAUCUGAAACUGAGGAACCGGAAACCAUAUGUGGCUGCAAAGGAAGACGGACUCAUCACCAGAGCGGUCACAAACGGAAACACGACUGCUGAAGCCAUCAAGGUAUCUAGCGCUCAUGUAGGAAAUGGUUUGAAUCCUCUCAGUGGCUUCGCAUCAGUCAGUUUUCCCAGCAUGCCUCAAUCCACCGUUCCCUCCCGAGCACCUAAUUUCUGCCAACCAGCGGCCUCCUCUGUUCCUGAAAUGCUCGACACUUUAGACGACACUGAGCUAAUGGGAGACGACCUGGACAGACUGCUAGACGACUUCCCUGAGGAGAACGGCCUGACUGAGACCCCCCCCCAGGCAGUAUUCCCAGCCCCCUGCAGGACAACCACCUCCGAACAAACCCUUCCCUUUAUCCUGCCUGCCCCGACCCCUCAGCUUCCCCCGGCCUUCUUCAGCUCCUCCAUCAGGGAGCUCAACUCCCUGGACUCCUUCUGCUGUGUCACCGGCACCAGUACUGGCUCACUGGACGCCCUCGAUGACCUCUUGACCUCUGGGAUUAGCGUUGCUCUGGAGCCGCCGCUGACCUUCGCUGGGAAUGAGUCCAUCUCUGAAGUGGAGGUGGGGGAGAAGUCUCUGGACGACCUGCUGGAUGAACUCGAUCCCCUGGACUCGGUUUGUGUCGCAGGAGGUCAGAGUUCCGUGGAGGCGCUGGACUCUCUGGAUGCCUUGGAUUCGUUUCCCUCAGUGGAAGGUUUACCAACGCCUUUGCCAGCUGUCUCCAUCGGGGGGGCAGGCCUGGACACGCUCUCGGAUUUCAGCUCCACCGGUGUCUCAGGCUCUCAUGCUGUUGCAGCUCCAGUCACACGACCUCCAAAGAAUAACUCCAAAGCAACAAAGGAGAAGAAUAACCCCCCACGGGUCGCGGUCACUCACCCGUUAUCCUCCACUCACGAGUUCCUGCAGGCCUGCACCGCCUGUUUCCCUCGGAAAGGUGCGAGCAUUUAUUCAUUUGUUCACAAGCCGGACCUGGUCCACAGCUGUAAAGGAAACAUCUUGCUGUGUCGACGGAAAACAGACCCUCCUUCAGAGUGGACCAGAGUCAGAACGGUUCCCAACUGCUCCUUCAAGGGGCCGUUUGUGCUCUGCAGAGAGCUGAUCAACUCCGGUGAUUUUGGCGUGUGUAAAUACAGAGAGGAAUGCACGUUUGCUUACAACCAGCUGGAGAUCGACGUCUGGACGGAAGAGAGGAAGGGAACGCUGGACCGACAUAUGCUGUUUGAAACGGAAAGUUUAAAACUGGACCCCGUGAACAGCAUCCUCCACCUUCUGCAGGAGAACAGGGGCGUGUUCAUGUUCCUGUGUCAGGAAUGCUAUGACGGUAAACCUAGGAUCAUCAGUAAUCGCUGCAGAGACAAUCGCACCUCCUGCUCGAACCUGGAUGCCCACCACACCUUCGAUGCCAAUAAAUGCUUGGUGUUUGUGAUGAGGACCCACACUGUGAACUACAGAAAGGUCCGGCCCCUGAACAUCGUGUGCUCUUUGGAUUUAUGCCGCCAUGCCAUCCGCUACGGCUGCCAGCGAGAGGACAGCUGCUCCUUCGCCCACUCGGUCAUAGAGCUCAAAACCUGGAGGGUGCAGCAAGAUACAGGUAUCAGCCCUGAAGAGAUAGUGAAAAUAUCCACAAAAUAUGCUGAGAAGCAGGAGCAAAUCUCAAGACAACAGAAUGGAAAUAAGUUGUUGUCUGGAGGCGUUGGGGGUAAACCUAAAGGAGGGAGGACUCUUAACAUGAAUAUGAAGUUUGUCUGCGCUCGCUGCUGGGGGGACCGCCGCAUCGGGGAACCAGACAAAGCCCUGAAGUACUGCAAAGCAAAAGCCAGGCAUCCGUGGACAAGAGAGAGAAGCGUCCUGCUGGUGAAGUCUUUGGAGAGAAGUAAAUGGGUCGAGGUCCGACCGCUGCCACAUGCCAAGAACUUCCCCAUGUAUUAUGAUAUAUGUACCCAGAUUUUGGAGAAAAAGAAAUGUAACUUCACCGGGAAAUGCACCUUUGCUCACAGCCCGGAGGAGAAGGACAUGUGGAUGUACAUGAAGAACAACGACCUGCACGACAUGCAGCAGAUGUACGACAUGUGGCUGUCAUUAACCGCCAACAACCACCAAGCAAACGGAGCGGCGCUCACUCAGCCCUCACCUGAGGAGAAAUACAUCGUCAUGCCCACUGACUACGCUGAGCCAAUGACUGGCUUGUACUGCCGCCUGUGUGGCCGGCACAGUAACGGCGAGCGGCAGUGGCAGCAGCACAUCUCGUCUGAGAAGCACAAAGACCGAGUGUUCAGCUGCGAGGGAGAAGAGGAGGCUCUGACCUGGAGCUACCGCUUCCCUGGACCCUGCUUUGACCUCUGCCCCAAGUUGGAUGGUGGCUGCCUUGAAGGCGUGAGCUGCGAUUACGCCCACAGCAUGAAGGAGCUGCAGGAGUGGACCGAGAGGCGGGACUUCCUGCGGCAGAAGCUAGCCAAAGCCAGAGAAGACAUGCUAAUCAUGCCCGACGAGAUUGACUUUGGGAAGUUUAACUUUCUACUUAAGGACUGAGUAGAUUUAUUUGACGUUAUGAGCCUUAACUGCCAAACUAACAUUUCUUUUUAUUCAACAUGACCAAAUCAAACUAGCAGUGUUAAAAAUGUUACUGCCAAAAGAUAAUUUCAAACAUGCCAUAAAGCCCUUACUUUAAAAAUGGUAGAUAUUUUAUGUUUUAGAUGUUUGUACUUCCUGUUUUAAGAGCCACUUUUGUUCGUGUCUGUCCAGCCAAAGAUGUUUUAAGUGAUGUGAAGUAAGGCUCAUGUUGGCGCCACUGUUAAAAAAACAAACACACACCAGAAUAUUCAAAGAGGAUCAUAUUGUCCCAGACACAAGCCUUUUUUCGUUGCUCAGACUAAUAUGUAAUUCACACAAACAUGUGUUGAGUUGUUUAGCUAUUUUACCUUAUGUUGUCCCUGUUUCAAAAGGGAGUUUUAUUAUUAUUGUCAGUGCGUUCAGAACACAGUUCACUGAGUUCAUUGUUUCUCAGUCUCAAUAAAAACCAUGUAACAAAACCAA